GAUUCUCUAUACGGCUCUUUGCUAAUACUUCCAUUCCGCAUCGAGCUGGAUUUUUGGAGAUCUACAAUGCUACAACUGGAGAAGUAGUUCCGUCGUGUGACCGACAGUUUUCAGUAAGGAAUGCACAGGUUGUUUGCCGAGAACUAGGACUCCAAACGAUGAAUGCCUAUCACUGGCUAACCCCGAGAUGGGAUUAUAACCCCCGAAUCCGCCUAGUAAAAACCUAUGUGGAGCCAAGAGAAUGCAGAGGAGAUGAAGAAACUCUAGACAGGUGCAACCUUCGACUGACGGGCAACGACUCACAAUGGCAAUGCCUGGACAAUGAGCACUACAACUACAUUUACUGUGGAAAGAACACAACCUUGGAUCCAAUUUACAUCGGAGGUUGGGGUGGUAUCAGCUUCGGUCGCGCAUCUCUGGAACUCGAUCAGCUUCCUGGAAAAGAUGGCUCCGUGCUUCGAAAUGUCGAGAUCGUGGGUGGCGGAUCUGGACAUAACGACAGCUUCCAAUCGGCUGGAUUACAGAUGUUUUAUCGAUCACCGAUAAUUGAUCAUGUCAAUGUAACAAACAGCAGUAUGCACGCUAUACAGGUGAUCUCGCCACGAGAACGAGUCAUUUUGAAUAUGGUGAAUGUGACGAACAAUGGCGGAAUUGGUGUAAGCAUCACAACUGCCAGUCUUCAAUCAGGAAACGCUAACGCAGAUAUCCCACUUCAACCUCUGACAAUCCCUUACUACUCGCUUGGAAUGGUUGAUAUGUGUGCAGCGAAUAAGUUGCUGCAAAUCAGCAACCGCGUUCUGGUGUAUUAUAAGUACGAUACAAUACCAGUCGACUGCGUCAAGAUUUUCUCUUCACCGGGUCGAAAAGUUGCCUUUCGUUUCCUGCAGGUGAAUCUCUACUCAUCACCAGCGGAUCUAGGCAGAUCCGACGCUUUGAGAGUUUACGCGUCGAUAAAGUUCAUGCCGGUGACAUUGCUGGCGGAAUACCGGUUGGAUCGAGAAUCCACCCCAUUCUCAAAAGCGGUUACCGCUGAUGUCCUUGCUCUACACUUUCGUGGCACUGCUGCCGAUGGUCAGUACGGAUUUAUUGCCGAGAUCUCAAGCAUACCUAGCAGCCCCGACUCAAGUGCUGUAGACCAGAUUGUUGUUCGAGGGUCGCGUAUAGAAAACAAUGAUCAAGGUGCCAUAGUCUAUCACAACUCCGGUGAGAUGAGUCCUGCAGUUGUCAUUGAAGAGUGCUCGCUUAGCCGAAAUAAUAUACAUCUGUUUGGAAACAUAUCGACAUCUCAUCAUGCGGUUGAACUCCAUCUGCACAAUACUAUGUUCCUGCUCUUUCGUGGCAACUCGCUGACACAUAAUAUCGGCGGACUCCUAGUAUCGGCCACAUCGUCUUCAUCUGUCGCUCGUUUGAAUGCUGUCAUUAAGAACAAUCUGUUCACCUGGAACAAUAAUGGCACUACUUUGACCCUAUAUGGCAAUAAUUAUCAGAUGGUGACAAUGCUUAAUAACAUCAUAUCACAUAACUAUGCCCUCUACCAUGAUACCAUGAAGAUCGAAGAUAUGUCCGUGAACUUAACAAAAAACUUGUUUUAUGGCAACACUGGUUGGCAUACUGUGGACUCGCAUGGAUACUCGCGCAUAACAUCCGAGACACAAACAUUCCUGUACAAUAACUUCGAGGAAAAUGUUGCACUUGGUCAUGGUCAACCCUACAUGGAAGACUACGGCUAUCAACCAGAGAAGGAUCACGACGAGUUUUUACGGAGGCCCAGAAGACAGAUCAUCAACCAAGAAGGAAUAUCCUUUGAUUGGUGGACCCAUGUUGGCAGCGAAACAGAGAGAUACAGGAGUACAAUACUUGCUGGAAGCUCACAGCAAAGUUAUCGCGGUAAUGUGUUCAACAACAGAAGGAAUCCAUAUGAGUUGACUACUACCAAACGAACACAGUACGAUAUCGGUUCUAUUGAUGCUCGCCUGAAUUAUUGGGGUUACCCAGGAGUGGAAAGCGUUGCAGCUGGGAAGAUCAGGGACUUUUCGGAUUAUCCUUACCUCAUAAAGGUUGAUUACCAACCAAUCCUGGAGUCAAACUCGUCCCUGUUGGAGGGAGACUGCCCAGCAGGCUGGUUCCAAGCUGGCCUUGAAGAGUUCAAGUCCUGUUUCCUCUUUGUGGGAGGUGUUGCCACCUAUGCUGAUGCUACCUUGUACUGUGAAGCGAUGGGUGCAUUCGUUCCAUAUCUUCGGACAGAUGAUGUUCGGCAGAGGCAGAUUGCUCAGAGGAUCGACCAGUUCAUGCAGCAAUACUUGACAGAUCCGGAGCGAUUUGACUCAUUUGCGCUGCGAUCUGACACUGUCAUAUGGAUAUCUUCCGUCACAAUUCCAUCUACUCAAUGUGGCUGGCUCAGUACCAGAACGGGUAAAAUUGGCUCACAAAACUGCAACAAUUUGAUGCCAUUCGUAUGUGAGAAAGGAACUCAACCAUAUAUCGAACCAGUCCUCUGGCGUGCUGGCAUCAUCAUUGCAGUUGUGAUAAUUGGAAUCUUAUUAGCUAUAUUGUUCCUUUUGGCCCUAUGCUGGUGUAUAAAGUCUCGCAGAAGAAACGAGGAUAUAAUAGAGAGGAAGAACAUAAUUCGAGCUAGCAUCAAGUUGCAAAGGAAAGCCUCAGCUCGGCAAGCGAAAUCACUUCCUUCACAUCAGUCAGCUAAGGCUAGUCUAUCAUCAACAACGAUAAACGCAUAUGGGGAUCCAUUUGUGGCGCACAGAAAUAUGAUGCGUGGACGUGUGACCAGCUCACGUUCACCCACUGAAACAGUUCGGACGGAGUGUUCUGACUCAUUAUCGACAGAUCGUACGGCAUAUGAGCGGACUUUGAUGACAGAUACUUCCAAAAUGUCGACGUCGUAUUCUACAAACACCACGCAGUCUCGAACAAAGCUCUACAGUGACUUGUCAUCUGAAGGGUACUAUAGUGGAAGAAUGUCAAUGAGGCACAAAGUGUCAUCAAAUCCAAAUCCAUACGAGGAGAUUCCUGCAAUGAACACUUUUCAAACGCCCAUUAAGCCACGUGAGGAUGUACGAAUACGAGAUCCACGUUCUGACACCACUUACUCAUCUACGAUGACAGGCACAUGCUCUACCUGUCCGACUGAGUCAGAACGAGACUCCACACUCACGGAAGGCUCUUGGAGUGAACACUCGUCCAAUGUCUCCGAUAAUACGGUCCAGAAUCGGCGACUGCUGCCACCUCGUCCGGAACCACCACCUCGGUACCAGUCUUCACCACGCCUGGCUCCUAGCCGGUCAAAUCCCAAUUUGCAAAGCUACCAGACAAGUGCCCCAGCUGUACCGGCUGCAUCGAUGGCUUACCGCGGAACCCUGGGUGCCGGUAAUCAGCGUUCACUUGUAGAUCUCUAUAAUCCCUUAACUGAAUCUCCGAGAGGAGCGAGAAAACCCGUGAUUGAAACAGCUAUGUGA
Molecule: messenger RNA, 3470 nt
Organism: Cylicocyclus nassatus
Lineage: Eukaryota; Metazoa; Nematoda; Chromadorea; Rhabditida; Strongylidae
Source: the annotation of a GenBank genome assembly